AUGCAAACAGUACGCGACUUAUCGACCAAGGCUUCGUCAUAUGUGAAAAGAGUCGAGUCUGCGAUCGCAUUCCUCGAUGCCCUAUACCCUUUAGAUUCUCCAGGCAAGGUUGAACAAGCAUUGCCCUUGCUGGAAUCAGCUAUACGACGUCUUUGGCUUUUUACCACUCUAGACACCGACCUCGAGAGUGCAGUCAUCAGACAGCUUCAAAAAUUCGAUAUUGUUUCGGGAGUAGGAAGAGCCACGGUAGCAUGCGAAGCAACCUUUGAAUUAUAUAUAGCGAACAAGGUGAUGGCUGCUACUGACAAGGCGAAAGGUAGGCAACACCAUGCUUGA
Messenger RNA from Microsporum canis CBS 113480, 336 nucleotides. RefSeq lists its product as uncharacterized. The record is from RefSeq and is a predicted model, not a curated record. The transcript has a single exon. The coding region runs from base 1 to 336 and encodes 111 amino acids. Lineage: Eukaryota; Fungi; Ascomycota; Eurotiomycetes; Onygenales; Arthrodermataceae.